AUGGUGCAAAAGUCAGUCAAAGGUAGUGCGAUAGCAGAUCACUUGGCUGAUAAUCCUUUAAAGGAUGACCAGCCAUUAGAUUUUCAAUUUCUUGAUGAAAGCAUAUGCACUAUAGAAGAAGGUUGUGAUGAAGGAAAUGAUAAAGAGCAAGAAUGGGAAAUGUAUUUUGAUGGAGCUGCCAACAUGUAUGGAAAUGGGGUAGGAGCGGUGAUCGUUUCACCAGAACGAAAACAAUUUCCAGUGGCCAUCAAAUUAAAAUUUGAUUGUACUAACAACAUAGCAGAAUAUGAAGCUUGUGUUAAUGGUCUUCGAGCAGCUAUUACCCUUGGUAUACAGUGUUUGAAGGUAUUUGAUGAUUCUGCUCUCAUUAUUCACCAAGUAACAGGAGAAUGGAGGACAAAGGAUGCAAAAUUGAUUCCCUAUCAAGAACUCUUAACAAAUUUGAUUAAGCAAUUUAAGGUUGUUAGCUUUCAUCACUUGACUCAAGAUAAAAAUCGUUUCACUGAUGCUUUAGCCACUUUAGCAGCAAUGAUCCAACUUGAUUGUGGAAUCCAUGUCCAACCCAUUCAAGUAGAAGCUAGAAGCUUUCCAGCAUACUGUCUAAAUGUUAAAGAAGAUCAAGAAGAAUAUCCUUGGUUCCAGGAUAUUAAGGACUAUAUUACUAAGAGAUCAUACCCAACAGGACUGACUGAGAAUGAAAAGAAAACCCUUUGUCGUUUGGCUAUGACAUUCUUUAUCAGUAAAGAUGUUCUGUACAAGAGGGGUUAUGAUGGUACUUACUUCAUUGUGUGA
Prosopis cineraria is the source of this 792-nucleotide messenger RNA. RefSeq lists its product as uncharacterized. Gene Ontology annotation, molecular function: RNA-DNA hybrid ribonuclease activity; nucleic acid binding. The record is from RefSeq and is a predicted model, not a curated record. Lineage: Eukaryota; Viridiplantae; Streptophyta; Magnoliopsida; Fabales; Fabaceae. Bases 1 to 792 code for a protein of 263 amino acids. The transcript has a single exon.